Molecule: messenger RNA, 2629 nt
Organism: Tupaia belangeri chinensis (Chinese tree shrew)
Lineage: Eukaryota; Metazoa; Chordata; Mammalia; Scandentia; Tupaiidae
Product: disintegrin and metalloproteinase domain-containing protein 20
Exons: 2
Coding region: 253-2586 (777 amino acids)
Biological process (GO): proteolysis; male gonad development
Cellular component (GO): sperm head plasma membrane; plasma membrane; external side of plasma membrane
Molecular function (GO): metalloendopeptidase activity
Source: RefSeq, a predicted model, not a curated record
UUAAGCAAAUUAUUUUUAAGUGAACAUCAGUAAAUGAACACAAUUAGCUACUACCAGAGCCAACAUUUAUGUUUUCAGCAUAAUGUUAUGAAAUUUUAAUGUCCUCUCAAAUUGUGGUCUUCUGAACAUUUUAAUGAACAGACUUGAACUCCUCAAUGCAGCUUUCUUUGGAAAAUUGAAGUUGAAAUCAACAGAUCCAGCUCUGAUGGUCCAGCUCUGCCAGGACACACCUUGGUAAAGAUCCAGCCCUGGAUGCUGAGUGGCUCAGGAGGAAGAGCCAGACCAACAGUUCCUCAUGCCGUGUUCUCUUCUACUGUGGAAAGAUGGUUCCAUAAAGAGAGCUCCAUAAUGGCAGUAGGUGACACGUUGGGACACAUUGGGGUCAGUCUUCUGCUGCUCUGGAUUGGGGUAUCUUUGUUUAUUUCUGGCCCCUCCCAAGUCAGUACUUCUCAGCAUUUCAUGUCCCCCGAAGUGGUGAUCCCCUUGAAGAUGACUGGAAGGAACAAAGGUGCAAAGGCUCCAGGAUGGCUCUCAUACAGCCUGCGGUUUGGGGGCCAAAGACACAUUAUCCACAUGAAGGUGAAGAAGCUGUUGGUUUCCACACACCUCCCGGUGUUCACCUACACGGAUCAGCAUGCCCUCCUCCAGGACCAGCCUUUUGUUGGGAAUGACUGCUAUUAUCAUGGAUAUGUGGAGGGGGCCCGUAAGUCCCUGGUUGUCCUCAGUACCUGUUUUGGGGGCUUUCGAGGAAUGCUACAGAUAAAUGACCUUGUUUAUGAAAUGGAACCAAUUUGGUUUUCUGCCACAUUUGAACACCUGGUAUAUAAAAUAGACAGUAAUGAGACAGAGUUCCCACCUGUGAGAUGUGGGUUAACAGAAGAAAUAUCACACAAAUUGGUGUUGCAAUUACCACCUAGAAAUACUCUCAAGCAAAGUUCUUAUAUGGACUGGUGGACCCACUGGCGGUUUCUUGAACUGGGAGUUGUUGUAGACCAUAUUAGAUUCCUUUUCUCCCAAAGUAAUGUGUCAAUAGUGCAGCACCAAGUAAUUAAUGUUAUCAAUAUAGUGGAUUCUUUCUAUUACCCCUUUGAGCUUGAUGUAAUCUUAACUGGAAUUGAGAUCUGGACUCAAAACAAUGAAAUUAUUACCAAUGUUGACUUAGAUGAUGUUGUAGUAUAUUUUGCACUUUGGAAGCAUAAUUACCUUGAUGCCCGGCUGCAUAGCGAUGCUACACAUCUUUUUAUAAGAGAUGUAAAUGUCUCAAAGCUUGGUGUUGCCUAUGUUCAAGGAAUAUGCCAGAAACCUUUUAAUUGUGGAGUUGAUGUGUUUGAAGACAACCAUUUAGUUCCAUUUGCAAUUACUUUGUCACAUGAGCUUGGUCAUAAUUUGGGGAUGCUGCAUGACACUGAAACAUGUGUGUGUGAGCUACAGUAUUGUGUAAUGUAUGCCUACAGAAAGUUGACAAAUAAAUUCAGCAACUGCAGUUAUUCCGACUACUGGAAUAAUACUUACAUUAAUGGAUUGUGUAUCUUUCCUCCUAUAUCAUCAGGGAAUAUUUUUAGACUAAACUACUGUGGAAACCGAGUGGUUGAAGAAGGAGAAGAGUGCGACUGUGGAAACAUCCAUCAGUGUGCGAAAGAUCCCUGUUGUCUGUUGAACUGCUCUCUGAGCCCUGGUGCUGCUUGUGCUUUUGGGAUGUGUUGUGAAGGCUGCAAGUUCAAGCCGGCGGGGACAUUAUGUAGACAACAAGCCAAUGACUGUGACCUUCCAGAGUGGUGCAAUGGGACAUCCCAUCAGUGCCCAAACGAUGUAUAUAUGCAGGAUGGAAUCUCUUGUACUGACAGUGCCUACUGCUAUAAAAAGUCAUGUAGUACCCAUGACAUACAGUGUAAAGAGAUUUUUGGCCAAGAUGCAAGAAGUGCAUCCCAGAGUUGCUACAACCAAAUCAACACCCAAGGAACUCGUUUUGGUCACUGUGAUAUUGGAGGCACAGUGUAUGUAAAAUGUUUGACCCCUGAUAUCAUGUGUGGAAGAGUACAGUGUGAAAAUGUAGGAAUAAUUCCCAAUCUAAGAGAACAUUCUACAGUGCAUCAAUUUCACUUCAAUGACACUACCUGCUGGGGUACUGAUUAUCACUUAGGGAUAGCCAUAUCUGAUAUUGGUCAUGUGAAAGAUGGCACAGUGUGUGGUCCAGGUAAGAUCUGCAUCCAGAACAAGUGUACCAGUAUGGUUCAUCUGCUCCAAUCCUGUCAGCCUGAUACCUGCAACGGGAAGGGGGUCUGCAAUAAUAAACAGCACUGCCACUGUAACCAAGGGUGGGCACCUCCCUACUGCAAGUACAAGGGCUAUGGAGGAAGUGUUGAUAGUGGCCCUGCUCCUAAGAAUGGAACGGAACACUCAUACAGGAGAAACUUGACUUACUUGUCACCAUUGCUUCUUAUUCCUUUGAUUGCUCUAUGUUUUUGUUGCUUCUUUAUAAUUUAUAAGAAACAAAAACGGCAAAAGAGAGUACAGGAAAAAGACAAAGAGGAAGAGGAAGAUAAAGAUGAAGAGGAAGAUAAAGAUGAAGAGAAAGAGAAAGAUUAAAGCUCAUAUGUCACUGUAAAAAUCUCUAAUUUUGUUUUAGCAG